Molecule: messenger RNA, 1323 nt
Organism: Penicillium riverlandense
Lineage: Eukaryota; Fungi; Ascomycota; Eurotiomycetes; Eurotiales; Aspergillaceae
Product: dipeptidase
Exons: 4
Coding region: 1-1323 (440 amino acids)
Biological process (GO): proteolysis
Molecular function (GO): metallodipeptidase activity
Source: RefSeq, a predicted model, not a curated record
AUGGAUCGCACCAGCACAAUAGAGCCACAACGGCCACCGGGCUCAGUAUUGGCGGAGAGGACAACAUGCGAGAAUGAGGGACAGGUGGUUGUUUUAAACCGACAGAGACCAAAAACGUGGAAUCCUCUCAGAAUUGUCGCUAUCGUCUCUGUAUCUAUAACGAUAUGGCUGGCAAUGAGAACAAAAGAUAUGUUACAUGGAGAAAGGUUUGAUCCACUCGACUAUCAAGCCAGAGCAGCUCGGGUUCUUUCAGAGACGCCUCUCAUAGACGGACAUAACGACCUGCCAUUUCUUGUCCGGCUGCAGUUGAACAAUCAAAUUUACGGAAAUAACCUUCCAUUCCGCCAGGGUCUUGCAUCUCACACGGAUCUUAAGCGAAUGAAGCAAGGCAAAGUAGGUGGACAAUUCUGGUCUGUCUUUGUUGAGUUAUUGAUUCUUAAUUUUCAGCAUAGCGUCCGCGAUACGCUUGAGCAAGUGGAUGUGGCAAAGCGAUUGAUCGCCGAAUACGACGAACUGCGAUACUGCGAGACAGCAGAAUGUGCCCGACGGGCUUUCAAGUCCAAGAAAAUCCCCUCGAUGCUCGGUGCGGAAGGACUGCAUCAGGUGGGAUCUUCAAUUGCUGUUAUCCGACAGUUGUAUGAUAUCGGAGUUCGCUAUAUCACUAUCACUCAUAACUGUGACAAUGCCUUCGCUACAGCGGCUUCAACGGUUACCGAGACUGGCAAGGACGGCGGACUGAGCGAUUUUGGAAAGGCUGCCAUUCAAGAAAUGAACCGUCUAGGGAUGAUGGUGGACCUCUCCCACACAUCCCACCGAACAAUGCGAGAUGUCCUGGCCAUGACGCGAGCUCCAGUCAUUUUCUCCCACUCUGGGUGCUACUCAAUUGGAAAGAGUCUUCGAAAUGUACCUGAUGAUGUGCUUCAAACACUCAAGCACAAUGGUGGUUUGAUCAUGAUCUUUUUCGCAAAAAAGUUCGUUCGACCUGAUAACCCAGACAAGGCAACUCUGGAAGAUGUGGUGGACCAUAUUUAUCAUGCGGCAUCUGUUGCAGGCGAUUUUGACGGAACGGGUAGCGUCGCUACUGGGAUUGAAGAUGUUUCCGCAUAUCCGAGGCUCAUCGAAGCAGUCAUGCGGCGUGGUGCAACGGAUGAUCAGGUUCAUAAGUUAGUGGGAAGGAAUAUCCUUCGAGUUUGGCGAGAGAAUGAGAAGGUGGCAGCGCAGGUACAGAAAAGGGCUGAUUCGCGACCUAUUGAGAGCUAUUGGGAGGGAAGAGCACCGCCGACUUUUGAGGGAUCGUUGCCAACAUUAAAGCCAUCCAAGUAG